Echinops telfairi (small Madagascar hedgehog) is the source of this 2717-nucleotide messenger RNA. Its product is annotated as V-type proton ATPase subunit S1-like protein. The transcript is spliced from 7 exons. The coding region runs from base 29 to 1051 and encodes 340 amino acids. The record is from RefSeq and is a predicted model, not a curated record. Gene Ontology annotation, cellular component: proton-transporting V-type ATPase complex. Lineage: Eukaryota; Metazoa; Chordata; Mammalia; Afrosoricida; Tenrecidae.
UAGGUUGAAGAAACUGAUUUAUUUCUUGAUGGGAAGAAAAAUCUUGUUUAGCUUUUCAGUUGUUUUCUUGUGCGUUGGAUUUUCACUCACUUUGGACCAGAUACUCGCCAGGAAGAAUGUAAGUUUUCGAACAUCUUCAAAUAAAGAAGUGGCUAUAAACAGUGAUGAUCAAGAUACUGGGGAUAUAAAGCCAGCCCAGAAUUUCACAUCAAAACCAAUCACACAGGCUCUCGACUAUACUCUGAGCAAACAUUUAGGAAAAGAACCUUGGAAAACAUUCAGCCAUCACAGUCCACUUAAUGUCUCUGCUCAUGGAAUUCCCUGCAUUCUAUUCUGGACCAAAAGAAUAACAGUUAAAUUUAAGAACCAGACCUGGCUGGACCUCACCGAUGAAACAUUUGGCCAGGAGGCAACAGUGGACGUAGUCAACUCGAAUUGCAGGGAAGAAAGUGCCACGCUGUCUCUGAAGUUUGGUGAUGGUGAAAAUCACAAAGUCUUUGAUGUAAGAUUCCUUCUUACCAAUUACAACAGGUUAUCUGUCCAGAGUUGGUUUAGUUUGCACCAAGUCGAGAUUAUCUUCAAUAACUCAGUCCAAGCAACUUUUAAUGCAAGCGGCAUCUCUGCUCCGGCUACUUACUCCUACCACUGCCAGCACGUCAGCACCCUGCAGCGACAUGACGCCCUCCUGGUGCCCAGCGACCAGGAGCAUGGCUCGGGCCUGUGGGAGGUCACUUUUGUUGACUUCCAGAUCCAAGGCUUUUCCAUCCGGGGGUCAGAGUUUGCCAAGGCCAGAGACUGCGCCUCGUCCCGCUCACCAGCCGUUCUGAUCGGCCUGGCGAUGUCGCUGAUCUUGCUGCUGGUGCUGGCCUCAGCGCUGCACACCCUAAUCCACCUGCGGAAUCUUGACCGGCACUACGACUUCAUCGCCUCUCCUGCCCACUUCUCGCAGUUGAAACGGAGAGACGUAGCGGAGGAGAAGGGAUUGCUGCAGAGCCAGGGAGUUGAAUGCUAUGAACUGAGAAGCCACCAGAUUUGCAAAAUUUACGUUUAACGGCACACGUCUAUGUCCUUCCCGGCAUCCCUAGUGGAGGUGUGCACUCGAUGCUGGCGCCAGAGACUUGGUUUUGACAGCAAUGGCAACAGAGGCUCCAAUGCAGACAGAAUUGCUUUUGAAGUAUCCAUUGGGUUAUUGAGAGGGACACAAGGCAGUGAGAAAACAUUCUGGCUACUCUGCAGAAAUUAAAAAAGAAAAGAAAAAAUUGUUUCCUUAAAUCUAGGUCCAAACCCACGGCCAUCAAGUCCAAUCGGAUUCAUCGUGACCGUGUGUAGGGUUUUUCAGGCAGAGCAUCUUUAUGGGAGUAGUGAGCCUCAUCUUUCUCCCUCAGAGUAGCUGGUGGGUUUGAAAUGACUACUGUGCAGGUAUCAGUCCAAGGAUUACCUGGCAUUCGUUUCAAACCUACCUUGAAAACAAAAGGAUGCCUCAUGUUACUCUGACUCCUGGCGGCCCCACGUGUGCCAGAGGAGACCUGGGCCCCAUCAGGUUUUUAGGGGCUGAUUGUUCAGAAGUAGAUCACCAGGCCUUUCUUCCACAGUGCAGCUGGGUGGACUCCAACUGCCAACCUUUCUGUUACCAGUUGAACAUACUACCUGUUGCACCACCCAGGGAGUCCUUGUUUCAAGUAAUGGGAACCUGGUCCUUCCCCGGAUGGUGUGUUCACUCUGCAACCAACCAAACGCUAAGACUACAAGGUGAUGUAGUGGCGGGAAAGCACACACAGUUGGUUCCCCAUGCAUAUGCCAAUUCCCAUGUCCUGAGUGUAGAAAUAAGCCCAAGUUUAUCUAAAAAUUCAGAAUUAAAAAUACCAUGUAACCUCAUUUGCAUUCAGGAACUAUCUCCCAAUUUUAUUUUAAAAUUAAAAGAAAUUAUUCUUUCUUUUCCACAUGGCUGUUUAGGGAGCACUCCUGUUCAAUACUGUAGAGCGUUCUCCUUAGGGAUCGCCUCGUUAGUCACUUUGCCGUGCACAGGUCACCCAGCCUGAUCUGCGAAGUUGGGGUAGUGAUCUCGGUGGAAUCCUACCUUUCCCAUCGGAUGGCUGUGCUAUGAAUUGCCUGAUUUCUCUGCUUUAGACCUUCAUAACCUCCAUCAGCUGCCACUCAAAAUAAACAAUUGAAUUUUCUAUGAAUAGUGCGUUCGCUAUGCAAUCACAGUUUCUGGGCAAGUCCCCUAAUCCUCCUUCCAAUGAGAUAGUGUCCCUGAGAGUCUCGCUUCAUAGAAAGCUUGGGGCCCCCGGGGUUCUUUCUACGAACCUGUCCUCAAUCUUCUAUGGAUUUCCCCACUCCCCUCUGUGUUUCUGAUAGAUACUGAAUGUUGUCUCCCUCUGCAUCCUCACCAAAUCUCUAACAAGCAUUCUGUGUUUAAGAGCACUUGAACUUGAAAAGCAUGUUACAUUUUCCUUACCAGGUCUCUACACAUGACCGAGGUUCUCCUAAGAAGAACAACACUUGCAAGCACUUAGAAUGAAUACAGACUGAACGAUAAGGGUGGGAGUGGGAGGUCAAUCUUCUGAGUUGCUGCGGUGAUAGGAUAAGACAUUGUUUAGCCUUGUAUUUUAGGUAUCAAAUGGUGAAUGGCAAUGAGUGGGGUUUGCGCUGGAGUCUCGUGUUGGGCAUUACUCUAUUCUUGGCUAUGCUGUAGGUUUGGAUCUAGCCCUUUCAGA